AUGUCAUUCCUCUCUUUUCUGUUCAAAAAGAAACAGAUGAAUUUGUUGGUCUGCGGCUUUGACGGUGUCGGCAAAUCGUCGAUGUUAUUAAAAAUGCAAAACAUCGAUCCAAAAGGUAUCGAAGUGAAACCCACGACAGCAUACGCAAACCCAUCCCUUAAAUACAAAACCUUCGAGUGGCUCUUUUGGGACGUUUCAGGCGCUCCAAAGUUUAGAGGUCUUUGGAAGAGUUAUUAUCCCAACGUCAAAGCAAUAGCUUACGUAUUCGACGCUUGCGACACAGAGCGUUAUGAUGACGCAAAGACUGCUUUGAAAAACAUGAUUAACGACGGUGAGCUUAAAAAUAUGCCGUUCCUUAUAUUUAUCAACAAAAGUGACAAACAACAGGUAGACAGUCACGAGUUUCUCGAUAAGCUCGAACUCACAGAAGGUCAAAAAAAUAGGUGCCAGGCCUUCUCGUGCUCGGCGUUCACUGGCGACGGCCUUUUCGAGGGACUCGAUUGGCUGUGUUACUACUUGAAGAAAUCCGGUGUUUAA
Molecule: messenger RNA, 537 nt
Organism: Entamoeba invadens IP1
Lineage: Eukaryota; Evosea; Mastigamoebida; Endamoebidae
Product: ADP-ribosylation factor, putative
Exons: 1
Coding region: 1-537 (178 amino acids)
Biological process (GO): vesicle-mediated transport; intracellular protein transport
Cellular component (GO): Golgi apparatus; cytoplasm
Molecular function (GO): GTPase activity; GTP binding
Source: RefSeq, a predicted model, not a curated record